Messenger RNA from Cuscuta campestris, 1232 nucleotides. NCBI's taxonomy places the organism in Eukaryota, Viridiplantae, Streptophyta, Magnoliopsida, Solanales, Convolvulaceae. The record is from the annotation of a GenBank genome assembly.
AUCGAAUUUAAAAGGCAGAAGAUAAAAAAACCCAGUGAGUCAACUCGUCCCGCACUCGCCGGGAAGAUGAAGACCGGAGCAAAGCUCAUAGUUCUCCACCCAUCCCUCCACAAGCAGGGCCUCCCCGCCGUCCCCUCCUCCUCUCAUCGCAUUCUGGCCCUCGUUUUCGCCGCAUUCUUCGGUUUCGGCUUCGCCCUCUCUCUGUUUUCCGGUAAACACGCCGUUCCCGGAGCUUUGACCCUCGCGGCGGCGGAGGCAGCGAGGCCGCAGUUGCCCCAGCCCGCGAUCGACGCGCUUCUGUACUACGCAACCCUGAACACCACGUCGGUGGGUUCCCGGAUGUCGUCACCGGAGGUGAGCGCCGUCGUGGCCUCCCUCCGGCGGUGCGGGUACGCCUGCAAUUUCCUCGUUUUCGGGUUGACCCACGAGACCCUGCUGUGGAACUCCCUGAACCACAACGGCCGGACGGUGAUCGUCGACGAGAGCGCGUACGCGGUGUCGAAAUUGGAGGAGAAAAACCCGGGGAUCGAGGCGUACGACGUCCAAUUCACGACAAGGGUGAGCGAAUUCCGGAACCUGUUGAAGCACGCCGAUGAGGAGGCGAAGCGAGACUGCCGGCCGGUGCAGAAUCUGCUCUUCUCCGACUGCAAAUUGGCCAUCAACGAUCUCCCCAACCACCUGUACGACGUCGCUUGGGACGUCAUACUGGUGGACGGGCCGCGCGGGUACUCGCAGUCGGCGCCGGGGAGAAUGUCGGCGAUAUUCACCGCCGGCGUGCUGGCGAGGAGCAAGAGGGGCGGCGCCGCCCAGACACAGGUGUUCGUGCACGAGAUUGACCGAGAGGUGGAGAGAGUGAGCAGCGAGCGGUUCCUGUGCAGGGGCAAUCUCGUAAAUUCGGUUGGAAAGUUGGGGCAUUAUGCGGUGGGAAAACUCGAAGCCAAGGAAAACAGAUUCUGUUCAUAGGGGUCGUCUUCUUCCUCCUUUUUCUUCUUCUUCUUCUUCAAGACCAUAUCAAUGGCGGAUGACUGAAGAACUGCGCCUCCGCGCAUCAUGUCUAGAAUCGCAAUCAGAAACUAAAGACAUAUCUUCAAAUAAGAUUGUUGAAAAAGAGAUGUGUCGGUGUCGAGAAGGAGAGGAAAAGAGUCGUUGCAAACAACUCAUGUUGCUGACGUCAAAGGUGUGGAAGAAGGUUGACGCGCGCUGGAGAUGAGAUGCCCUGGGGGGAUAGGGGU